AUGUCCCCCAUUCCUCUGUUCUUAUUGUCUGUAGUUCUAUCUGCAAACCAAGUUAGGGCUCAAAACAAUGAUUCCAACGUCAUAAAUUUGGGUUCUUCUCUCUCCCCAAAAACGAAUUCUACUUCAUGGGUUUCACUGUCGGGUCAUUUUUCCUUCGGCUUUUAUCCGCAAGAUAAUGGCUUUGCUGUUGGAAUAUGGCUAAUGGGUGAACCAGAAGGAACCAUCGUUUGGACACCAAACUUAAAAAAUCUAUCUGCUUCCUCUGAUUCAGUAAUUGAAUUAACCAAAGAGGGUCAGCUUCUGCUCAGAAACGAGAAACAGAUGGAAGUAGUCAUUGCUAACGCGUCUGAGCCUGCGGUUUCAGCAUCUAUGCUUGAUUCUGGGAAUUUUGUGCUUUAUAGUAAGAAUCAUAGUGUCGUCUGGCAAAGCUUUGAUUCUCCCACGGACACCAUAUUAGGAGGUCAGAAUUUAUCUGAGGGACAAAAUUUGACUUCUGCAAAUGGACAUUUUACUCUCAACAUGCAGAGUGAUGGAAAUCUUGUUGCCUACCCUGUGAAUAAUGAAAGAGAAGACGAUGCUUACUGGCACUCAAAUACUUCUCAACUACUUGUCUCACAACUUACUCUUAAUCUUACAGGCUUUCUUUGCCUCAGCGAUGAUGAUGGGGAUACCAUCAAAGUUCUGGCCAGUCGCAGCAAUCGCGGGAGGAACACAAGCUUAAUCUAUUGUGCAACAUUGGAUUUGGAUGGCAUAUUUAGAUUGUAUGUUCACACUUUUGAGAAGAAUACUGGCUUCACCAGCCAGAUUUUGUGGGAGGCUAUUUCUGAUCAUUGUCAAGUCAAGGGCUUUUGUGGCUUGAAUAGUUAUUGUUUCAUCGUGGCUGGCAAAGCUGAAUGCAAGUGUUAUCCCGGAUUCAGCCCAAUAAGUGGAAACAACAGCAUGUUCUUGGUUUGUGAUCAGACCAUGAAAAAUGAUUGUAUCACCAGUAGAGAUCCGAGGAUGCUAUACAAUAUUAGUAGCCCAUUGCAACAUAUGCAAUGGAGCCUUAUUCCUUAUUGGAACAUGCAAUUGGAAAUGGAAGCUUGUGGGAAGUCUUGCCAGGAAGACUGUGAUUGUGGGGCAGUGUUACAUGAAGAUGGCAGCUGCAAGAAGUAUAAGCUUCCGCUUGCUUUUGGCAGAAUUAAUAAUACUGUAUCAACCACAGCCCUCUUCAAGUUGCCUUCAAUGAAUGCCAUUCAUCCAAAAAAGCCAGAGGUUGUUGUUGACCACAAGAAAAAUCUAAUUUUUACUCUGCUCAUCGUUCUAGGCUCGAUUUUAUUCCUUUGCUUAGUCUUUGCAAUAUCUAUUUUCUUCAUCUACAUGCAUAAAGUCUAUUCAUACACAAAGCUCGCUGCUAGUAGCGAAAAUUUGGGGUUUGUUGAGGAUUGUAGUUUACGAACAUUUACCUUUGAUGAGUUGGUGAAUGCAACUAGAAACUUCAAAGAAGAGAUCGGUAGAGGAUCUUUUGGAGUGGUUUACAACGGAACAAUUCAAGGAAAUCAUCAAAGGAUAGCUGUGAAGAAAUUAGACAAUGUUGUUGACGAAGGAGAAAGAGAAUUUCAAGCUGAAAUCACUGCAAUUGCCCAAACUCAUCACAGAAAUCUUGUUCAGCUUAUUGGUUAUUGCAUUAAUGGUUCAAGAAAGCUUCUUGUUUAUGAAUACAUGAGCAAUGGGUCCCUAGCGGAUUUUCUGUUCAAGGCUCAGAUGCAUCUAUCUUGGAAACAAAGAGUCAAGAUUGCAUUGGAUGUCGCAAGAGGUAUCUUAUAUCUACACGAAGAAUGUGAAGUUUGUAUCAUCCAUUGCAAUAUCAAGCCUCGUGACAUUCUCUUGGAUGAAAUGUGGACAGCAAAGGUAUCUGAUUUUGGACUUGCAAGGCUAUCAAUGCCAGAACAGUCAAGAACCAGAAGUAGCAAUGAAUCAACAAGUGGCUAUGUGGCACCUGAACGACAAAAAGAUGCAUUGGCGUCUGUUAAAGUUGACAUCUACAGCUAUGGCGUGGUGCUGUUGGAGAUCAUAUGUUGCAGAAGGAAUAUAGACGUGAAUGCUCCUUCAGAAGAGGAAAUAAUGCUUUCUAGUUGGGUAUAUAAUUGCUUUGUGAGAGGGGAAUUGAAUAAAUUGGUAGUAGAUGAAGAUGUGGAAUGGAUUACAUUGGAGAGAAUGGUGAAGGUGGCCUUAUGGUGCGUCCAAGAGGACUCAUCUCUACGUCCUUCCAUGAAGAAUGUGAUAUUGAUGUUGGAAGGGUUGAAACAUAUUCCAAUUCCUCCAUCUCCAAUGCCUCCUAUGGUUUGUGAAUAG
Neltuma alba is the source of this 2334-nucleotide messenger RNA. Its product is annotated as G-type lectin S-receptor-like serine/threonine-protein kinase LECRK1. Gene Ontology annotation, biological process: protein phosphorylation. The record is from RefSeq and is a predicted model, not a curated record. NCBI's taxonomy places the organism in Eukaryota, Viridiplantae, Streptophyta, Magnoliopsida, Fabales, Fabaceae. Gene Ontology annotation, molecular function: ATP binding; protein serine/threonine kinase activity. The coding region runs from base 1 to 2334 and encodes 777 amino acids. The transcript has a single exon.